CUAGCCAUCAACUUCCCUUCGCGCAUUACCUGAGAGAAAACGCCAAGCACCUCACGAUGCCGGCCGGCCAUGGUUUGAGAUCUCGUACCCGAGACUCCUUCUCUAGGCCAUUCAGGAAGAAGGGUACCAUCGCCCUCACUACUUACCUUCGCACCUACAAGAUUGGUGACUACGUCGACAUCAAGGUCAAUGGCGCCGUCCACAAGGGUAUGCCUCAUAAGUUUUACCAUGGUCGUACGGGCCGUGUCUGGAAUGUCACCAAGCGCGCUAUCGGCGUCGAGGUCAAUAAGCAGGUCGGUAACAGGAUAAUCAGAAAGAGAAUUCAUGUGCGUGUUGAGCACGUGCAGCCUUCAAGGUGCACAGAGGAGUUCCGUCUUAGAAAAAUUAAGAACGACCAGUUGAAAGCAGAGGCAAAGGCCAGGGGAGAGGUCAUCAGCACUAAGAGGCAGCCUGAGGGCCCCAAGCCAGGUUUCAUGGUUGAAGGGGCGACAUUGGAGACUGUAACACCCAUCCCAUAUGAUGUCGUUAAUGAUCUUAAAGGCGGUUACUAGUUCUGAAUUUAGUUGUUUUUCUUCUUUGUUGAACCAAGUAGCUUCCUAUGGAUUUGAACCCUUGUAUGUGGUCAUUGGAAGAACCGUAUUAUUAGUCCUCUGCACAACUAGACCCCCAAGUUUUGCUUUAUUUCUGAAUACAAAGGCGUGUUUUCAACCCUUUUUUGGAUACCUUGAGCUAUGAGUCAUAAUUUAUUUUUGCGCUUGGUUUUGUUUUAA
Messenger RNA from Prosopis cineraria, 770 nucleotides. Its product is annotated as 60S ribosomal protein L21-1. Gene Ontology annotation, biological process: translation. The coding region runs from base 57 to 551 and encodes 164 amino acids. Lineage: Eukaryota; Viridiplantae; Streptophyta; Magnoliopsida; Fabales; Fabaceae. Gene Ontology annotation, cellular component: cytosolic large ribosomal subunit; ribosome. Gene Ontology annotation, molecular function: structural constituent of ribosome. The record is from RefSeq and is a predicted model, not a curated record. The transcript has 2 exons.